Molecule: messenger RNA, 1985 nt
Organism: Oryza brachyantha (malo sina)
Lineage: Eukaryota; Viridiplantae; Streptophyta; Magnoliopsida; Poales; Poaceae
Product: serine/threonine-protein kinase STY17-like
Exons: 15
Coding region: 149-1732 (527 amino acids)
Biological process (GO): protein phosphorylation
Molecular function (GO): protein kinase activity; ATP binding
Source: RefSeq, a predicted model, not a curated record
GGCCUCCUCCUCCUCCUCGCCCGCUCCGCGCAUCCGCCGCCGCCGCCGCGGCCCCGCGCCGGGAGGAGCCCUAGUAGUAGCAGGUUUGAGCGAGCCCCGGCGGAGGGGUGUGUGUGUGUGUGUGUCAGUGUGUGUACCCUAGCUUGGUAUGGCCGCCGCCGAGUCAUGCGGCAGCCGCGGCGCGUCGCCCCCGCCGCGGCCGGGGGGCGGCAGGCGGCGGAAGGCGGAGGCCUACCGCGAGGUGCUGCGUCGGAUCCGUGGCGGGGCGUGCUCCUCCAGCCCCGCGCUCGACGACGAGCUCUGGGCCCACUUCCACAGCCUCCCCGCCAGAUAUGCGUUGGAUGUGAAUGUUGAGAGGGUUGAUGAUGUUUUAUUACACAAGAGGUUGCUUGACCAGGCCCGUGAACCAAUGCAUGGGCUAGUCUUUGAUGUUCGUCAUUCGCAGGCUGUUUCUCCCGAUGGAAGCACUGAAGUUGACCAAUCAACUUCCUUUAAGCAAGAAGAACAAGAUCCUCAAUGCUCAACAUUCGGAUCAAGAGACCAAAGGUGUUUCCAUGAAAUUAUAUUUGCAUGUGACGAUAAACCAAAGCUUCUUAGCCAGCUAACUGCUCUACUUGGGGAGCUUGGUCUUAACAUCCAAGAAGCGCAUGCAUUUUCAACAACUGAUGGCUAUUCUCUUGACAUCUUUGUUGUUGAUGGCUGGAAUCACGAGGUUGAUGUUCUACGAGAUGCAUUGAGGAGAGGUGUUGAAAAAAUAAAGUACAAAGCAUGGCCAUUGGUUCAGUCCAUGCCUAAUAGGAUGGGUCAUGAGCUAAUGGAGGGUUCUUCUCCAGCUGAUUUUGUCCAGAUUCCAGCUGAUGCAACUGAUGUUUGGGAAGUUGAUCCAAGGCUUCUGAAAUUUGAACGAAAAUUAGCAUCUGGAUCAUUUGGCGAUCUAUACCAUGGGAUAUACUGUACUCAAGAUGUAGCAAUCAAAGUACUCAAGCCUGAGCGGGUUAGCGUUGAUAUGCUGCGUGAGUUUGCACAGGAAGUAUAUAUAAUGAAAAAGGUUCGUCACAAGAAUGUUGUGCAAUUUAUUGGUGCAUGCACCAGACCACCUAUUUUGUGUAUAGUUACAGAGUUCAUGCGUGGAGGGAGUAUAUUCGACUUCCUUUAUAAUUUGGGAGGAACUUUUCAGCUCCCUGAUGUGUUAAGAAUUGCCUCUGAUGUGACCAAGGGAAUGAACUACCUGCAUCAAAUCAACAUUGUCCACAGGGACUUAAAGACUGCUAAUCUUCUUAUGGAUGACAAGGUUGUCAAGGUUGCAGACUUUGGAGUAGCAAGAGUUAAAGACCAGUCAGGAGUUAUGACUGCAGAAACAGGAACCUAUAGAUGGAUGGCUCCUGAGGUAAUCGAGCACUUGCCGUACGAUCAGAAAGCAGAUGUUUUCAGUUUUGGAAUAGUUAUUUGGGAGCUGUUGACUGGAAAGCUUCCUUAUGAAGAUAUGACACCUCUUCAAGCAGCCGUUGCCGUUGUCCAAAAUGAUUUGAGACCCAUCAUUCCUGCUGAUGCUAAUCCUAUGCUUGCUGGUCUACUUCAGAAAUGCUGGCAGAAAGAUCCAGCUCUAAGACCAACUUUUGCAGAGAUUCUAGAUAUUCUAAAUUCCAUAAAGGAGCAGGCUGUUCGAAAUUCUGGACAUAAGAAGAGACAUCCAGGCCGAUCUUACUCCAGGCAGAGACGAAGCAGCAGUUGAUGCGGCAAUUUUUUUUAAAGAGAUCUUGUUUCGAUUUAGUUUCAAAAUUGCGGCAGUUUUUGUCUAGCGUUCCACGCCCUCCCUUUCAUUAUAGUCAUUUCCUCAGCGAGCAAUUUUUACUUUGUUGUAACUUGUAACUCAGCGGUAAAGCCGGAAUAUAAUCUUAUGAGUUUCUUGUUUUUUUUUUCCGUGUUGUGAGGUGGUGUAAAUGAUUGUUGAUUAUUAAUCUUCAGUUCAUCAACGAGAUGUCAUA